This is a messenger RNA of Gavia stellata (red-throated loon), 3997 nucleotides long. It is a transcript of the gene GUCY1A2, whose product is annotated as guanylate cyclase 1 soluble subunit alpha 2. The record is from RefSeq and is a predicted model, not a curated record. Gene Ontology annotation, biological process: cGMP biosynthetic process; response to oxygen levels. The transcript is spliced from 11 exons. Gene Ontology annotation, cellular component: guanylate cyclase complex, soluble. Lineage: Eukaryota; Metazoa; Chordata; Aves; Gaviiformes; Gaviidae. Gene Ontology annotation, molecular function: guanylate cyclase activity; heme binding. Bases 1 to 2256 code for a protein of 751 amino acids.
AUGUCCCGGCGCAAGAUCUCCUCGGAGUCCUUCAGCUCGCUGGGCUCGGACUGCCCGGAGACCAGCCCCGAGGAGGAGGGCGAGUGUCCCCUGUCCCGCCUCUGCUGGAACGGCAGCCGCAGCCCCCCCGGCCCCGCCGACACCCCCUUCGCCGCCGCCGCCGCUGCUGCCGCCGCGGCCAGCGCCGGGGCGCGCCGCGCUCCGCGCCGCCGGCGGGUCAACCUGGACUCGCUGGGCGAGAGCAUCCGCCGCCUGACGGCCCCCGCGCCUCAGACCAUUCGGCAAACUCUUCAAAGGACACUGCAGUAUUUUGAGCAUCAAGUUAUUGGUUACAGGGAUGCGGAGAAGAACUUUCACAAUAUAUCAAACAGAUGCUCCUAUACAGACUGCUCUGGCAAUGAAGAAACUGAAGAUGUCUCAGGCAUUCUCCAGUGUACAGCUAAUGUUCUUGGUUUGAAGCUCGAGGAAAUGCAAGAAAAGUUUGGGGAGGAAUUCUUCAAUAUCUGCUUUGAUGAGAAUGAAAGAGUUCUUCGAGCUGUAGGUGGGACCCUUCAAGACUUCUUCAAUGGCUUUGAUGCUUUGUUGGAACACAUUAGAACUUCAUUUGGAAGACAGGCCACCCUGGAAUCCCCUUCUUUCCUAUGCAGAGAGCUCCCUGAAGGCAAUCUCAUGCUUCAUUACUUUCACCCACAUCAGAUUGUGGGAUUUGCAAUGAUGGGAAUGAUAAAGGCAGCAGCAAAGAAGAUUUACCACUUGGAAGUGGAGGUAGAACAGGUCACUAAUGAUAAGUUGUGUUCAGAGGGGACGAACCCAGGUAACUGCAGCUGUCUGACUUUCCUUAUCAAAGAACAUGAAAAUGCAAAUAUCACAAAAACACUUCCACCGGGAACUUCCCAGUCCCCCUUAGACCUGAGGAUUAGCAUCAGCACCUUCUGCAGAGCUUUCCCCUUUCACCUGAUGUUUGAUCCAAACAUGCUGGUUCUCCAGCUUGGAGAAGGUCUUAGGAAGCAGCUCAGAUGUGACACUCAUAAAACUCUGAAAUUCCAAGACUGCUUCGACAUAGUUUCUCCUAAAAUCAGUGCCACAUUUGAACGAGUUCUCCUGAGAUUAUCUACUCCAUUUGUCAUUCGGACCAAACUUGAGGAUUCUGGCUCUGAAAAUAAAGAUAAGGUGAUGGAAAUUAAGGGACAAAUGAUUCAUGUGCCAGAAUCAAAUUCAAUUUUGUUUCUGGGUUCCCCUUGUGUGGACAAGCUGGAUGAACUGAUGGGCCGAGGCCUCCACCUUUCGGACAUACCUAUCCAUGAUGCUACUCGUGAUGUCAUAUUGGUUGGGGAGCAAGCAAAGGCCCAGGAUGGCUUAAAAAAACGAAUGGAUAAACUGAAGGCAACACUAGAAUGCACACACCAAGCCCUGGAAGAGGAAAAAAAGAAAACAGUAGAUCUCCUUAUUUCUAUAUUCCCCGAGGAAGUAGCUCAGCAGCUGUGGCAGGGACAGCAGGUUCAGGCCAGAAAGUUUGAUGAUGUCACCAUGCUCUUCUCGGACAUUGUUGGCUUCACUGCCAUCUGUGCUCAGUGCACGCCCAUGCAGGUCAUCAGCAUGCUGAACGAACUCUACACACGGUUUGACCAUCAGUGUGGAUUCCUGGACAUCUACAAGGUGGAAACAAUAGGUGAUGCGUACUGCGUUGCGGCAGGGCUCCAUAAGAAAAGUCUUAGUCAUGCUAAAGCCAUUGCCCUGAUGGCACUGAAGAUGAUGGAGCUUUCAGAAGAAGUUCUCACUCCAGAUGGGAGCCCUAUUAAGCCUGUACGGAGUCUUUGGUUAUUCUCCUUUCCCUUGUCCACUAAUUUUCUGCCAAAACAGAGACAGGCUGACAUGGAUCUCAUAUUUUUCCAGAUGAGGAUAGGCAUUCACUCAGGAUCAGUGCUGGCCGGCGUUGUUGGUGUAAGAAUGCCACGUUAUUGUCUCUUUGGGAACAAUGUCACCCUUGCAAGCAAGUUCGAGUCAGGAAGCCACCCACGCCGCAUCAAUGUCAGUCCGACCACAUACCAGCUUUUGAAAAAGGAAGAAAAUUUUAUUUUUAUCCCUCGUUCCCGUGAAGAGCUUCCAGAAAACUUUCCAAAGGAAAUUCCUGGGAUCUGUUACUUCCUUGAGGUCAGAAGUGGUCAGAAGCCACCAAAACCCUCCAUCACAUCUGCCAGAGUGAGAAAGGUUUCUUACAACAUUGGCACUAUGUUCCUCCGGGAGACUAGCCUAUGAGGCCUGCUGCAGAUCAAAGACUCGUCAAAAAAGCACAAGCCCAGAACUGGGUCAUGACAGGGGAGUUGGAGGUUCUUUCUAUUUCACUGCCGUGUUCUGAACAAGCAGUAAAAGCUCCAUGUAAUGUCAGGCAAUAAUCAUUUUAAAAGGUGGGUGACUGCUGUCAGUAAACAAAGUGGAGAUAGGGAAAAAAAAAUAUUAAACAACGUACUUCCACUUCCAGAGGAAAUUCUUUCAUAAACUUCAGUCUGGCCCCUCAAUGACAAACAAAACCAAACAAAACAAGAAAAACCCCAACUCUCAAAUUAGAGGUUGGUUUUGUUUUGUGCAGAAAGGAUGAUGGUUCUCGGUAGAUUUGCACCAGCUAAGCAGAAUUGAGAGUCAGUUCUGGUUAUGCAUUCCUACAUUUAAUCUGUUCUUCAGUAAGGUAAUGAUGUUUUUUAACUUUAUGAACAAACAUUUCAUACAUAUACUGUAGACCUGUUGUAACCUUCCUGUCAGGAGGAAUUAUAAUUCAAUACAAAUAUUGUAGGAAUUUUACCUAUUUUUAUACAUAUUUCACUUUCUGGAUAAUUACAUUCCACAUACUGUAAGCUUAGAUAGCUACUGUAUAUUUCAUACAUUCUACCUAUCAAACCUUAUUGUUAUACAAGUGGGAAGAAGUCAUUUUUUGACUUUUUUGGCAACAAAAAUAUCGAUAUUUUACAGUAAAAACCACUUUGGUAAAUCUCUUUACCUGAUGUUUAUGCUAAAGCUUUAUAUGAGCAUUGUCUUGCUUAUAUAAAAUAAUGUUCAGUAUUUGUCCUACAGUGCUGUAUGUCCAGUCCUUCCAGGACAAUGCAAACAAAAUGUAGGAGAUCAAUGUGUUGACAAACAGGAAAGUUCUCUUCAGUGGGGCUUGUUUCCCACUAAAUUAUCAGCCAAACUGAUUUUUGGUAGAAGUCCUGAACUUUUUUAAAAAAUUUGAUCUUGUGAAAACUUAUUUUGAGGAGUUCCAGCAGACACUGGAAGCGCUCUGGAUACUGGUUUUCCACAUUUUUUUAAUAGGACUUGUGCUCCUACUCAAGUUCAGUUAUUGAAAAUCCUAUCUGUUAUUAAUGAUGCUCAUCUGGAAAUUUUCUCUAUUGCUCGAUUGGCUGAAAGGUCCCCUUCUUUAUCUAAUGUAGACCAAAAAAACACUGAAAAGGGGAAUGCAAUACUUUCCCAGGUUUAAUGCAAAUGGCAGUCCAAGAUUUAGAUGAGUCCAUGUCAAUUUUUUUAAGAAAAGGCCAAUUCUUUGCUGUUGAAAAUUAAUAUAGCUUUAUUGUCUUCGGGGAAUCCAAUUGGAAUAAGAUGUGGAUCUGUCCCCUAAUAGGCACAUUUUCAGGCAUUGUUUAUUUCUCAGGUUUUCCUUUAAAAAGUAAUGUCAGUCAGUUUUCCUCUGCAGAUAUACUUCUUUUAGGGCCAUACUGAAGUGGGCUGAUGUUCUGUCCUUGCAGAUUGUUAGUUAACACUUGUGCAGUGAUUCCAAAGUGGCUUAGCUUUACAUGGGCCUGAUCAAAGCUCUCUGAAAUCAAAGAUAAGACUCUCAACAGCACUAAGAGGUGUGAGAAGCUCUGCAUUCCUAUAAUCCAGACCAGAAAUUAGAGUUUACUUAUGGAUUUAAUAGUCAUAACUUGAGGCACCUUUUGAAAAUAAGUAAAUAACUUUCACCACAUGUCCAAAUUAUCCAGUUAGAUAUUUCUGUGGAGGGAAUGACAGU